AUGGCGAAUCUGAUCGCAAGACACCUGCGUACUGGAGAAGUCGCAUCGCGACAGUUCUUUCUGCGCUGUCCAGGCUGUACCAAUGACCGGUGCUCAAAGGUGCGCCACUUCAUCGCAGGUGAGGCAGAGCGUCUGCGGACGUGGACUCGAUCUCAGGCCUUCCGUGAUAUCGCUGCCAAAAUCACCACUUAUAACAGGGCCCUGUAG
Hydatigera taeniaeformis is the source of this 207-nucleotide messenger RNA. The record is from the annotation of a GenBank genome assembly. NCBI's taxonomy places the organism in Eukaryota, Metazoa, Platyhelminthes, Cestoda, Cyclophyllidea, Taeniidae.